AUGUAUUCGAUGCAGAACGACAUUAUGUAUUUGCAGUCGAGGAGGAAGGUAACCCAAUAUUACGUGCUGUCGCUUCUUUCUGAUUUCAUGAAAACUGUUCUGUUUUUGUUUGAUACAUUGGUCUUUUGUUUUACCAUCUCUACCGCUUUACUCAUGAUGCUUUUUGGGUACAUGGGUGUAAUAGCAGAAAAGCCUUUUGCACUUCAUGGGAAACUGUACAUAGGGACCGUUUAUUUCGACAUUUUACUGAAUUUUUUAAUUGCUUUAUCUUUUCUUUACAAUAUAUUUAAAUUAUCGACCUGGAAUAUAUCGUACAUGGGUAAAUAUAUUGUAAACCGUAAUUUUUUUUAUUCCAUUAUGACUAUGAUUAUUGGUCUUUGCCUUCUUUCCAUUGUUUUUAAUAUAUAUGCAAUAUAUUACACGCGAAGGUUUAAAACUCUUGUAAGGGUCAUAGAAAAUGAGGCUAAAAAUGCACGAACAAAUACAAGUGCAAAUGCAAGGCCCAACACAAGAUCCAAUUUAAGACAAUGCACAAAAGGGAACCAAAAUAUGCAUGGAAAUGAUAAUUCAAGAAUAAAUACACAAGGAAACUCGAGGACAUCCGAUAAAUUAGACAAAGAAGUAGGUAGUGCAUACAUGCAUGUGAAUGUAUUUCCUCAGGGGAAUGCGCGUGCACAGAUAAAUGCACCACCAAUAGGAAGUGCACAACAAAAUGAAAAUGAAAAGGGAUGCAGAAAUUCACAAGAUAAUGUGAACAGACAAGAAAAUAUAAAGGAAGAAGUCAUACCUAAUAGAGAAAAGCUGAAAAAUGCUGUUGAUGAGAACCAGGCAUCAGAUGAAACUACAUUGGAGGAUCCGUUUCCAUUAGAAAUUCCGUCCACAAAUGAAAUGUUGACAAUUACUGAGAAUACAAGCACCAAAAUAAACGAUAUGAAAGAAGAAAAUACAAAAACAAAAGUGAACACGAAAAAAAAAAUAACAUUUGAAUUAGAUAAGGAACAACAAGAUCAUGAAGCUAAGAGAAAGAUGGUUACACGUGAUGAAAUUGUUCCACUGAAAAUAGGAAUUAUCAAAGAUGUAAAAGAAAAGGUGUCACCUGUGCAUAAGGAAGAAAAGAAAACACCCGAUGUAAAUAAUGCUGAAAAAGAAGUUACCCAAUCGAAUAUUAUGGAAAAUAAGAAACCUCAAAUGAAUAAUGCAGAGAAAAACAUUUAA
Messenger RNA from Plasmodium gonderi, 1215 nucleotides. RefSeq lists its product as hypothetical. The record is from RefSeq and is a predicted model, not a curated record. The transcript has a single exon. NCBI's taxonomy places the organism in Eukaryota, Apicomplexa, Aconoidasida, Haemosporida, Plasmodiidae. Bases 1 to 1215 code for a protein of 404 amino acids.